Molecule: messenger RNA, 22594 nt
Organism: Paramuricea clavata
Lineage: Eukaryota; Metazoa; Cnidaria; Anthozoa; Malacalcyonacea; Plexauridae
Source: the annotation of a GenBank genome assembly
AUGCGACCGCUUCACAUUUUUAAUAGUGGGUGGUUGGUGGCGUUUGGUACUCAGUCCCAAAAAAUAGGGAUCAGAAUUGGGACUUUGGAUAAUGUUCAUACUGUAGUCGAAUGGUUCAAACUCCCGAAUUAUGAUAAUUUGGUCUGCUAUUAUCUGGUAAAAGGCUUUCAUUCAUGUAUUUUUAGUGGCGCAGGUAGUGUUACCUCAGCAGGUCAGUCAUCAAUCGUAUUUUGCAUUUUGUCACCCUGCAAAUGCACUGAAUACUUUUCAGUGGUCAAUUUGCUAAUGCAAAUUGUCUAAAGUUAUAAGAUGUUUUUAACACUUUUUAACUAUUAAUAGGUCGAUGUUGAAGUUCCAGAUCAGCAUUUGUCGCAAAACGAUGCUUACAUCGCAAGAUUACGCUUGAGUAAUGUACGCAUCAUUCGUUUAAAAAAUGGUGUUCGUAUCAAACAUACUGUUGAUCAAAACAUAGAGGAAAAGUUGUCUAAGACAUUUUUCUUCUUACAAGAUGUUAAAGGGAACAUUACACAAGUGUUUUUUCCACACGAUGAUCAACCAGAACUUGUUGGACUAAAGAAAGGUAAUUUUAAAUAUGUUUUAUGACAAUUAUGCAGUGAAAAUGUUGUUGUAAUUGUUUGCCUUUAUAGAACACACGAGCAUUAUCUAUAUUGUUAAAAUACACACGCGUAUAAACAAACAAGGCAAGAUAAAAUUGUCAUACAACAUUUUAUAUUUAUUAGGAAUUGUGAGCGCACUCAAUUUGAAGAUCAAUCCAGACUCCCAAAACAUUUCCUACAGUACAGAAGAGGAAGACGACUCUGGAAUCCAUAUUACUCACUAUGACGUCAACGAAAGGAACUUUACCCACUUGCAUUUAACAAAGAGCUGGAGCAGUGAUGAUUACCUGAAACAUGUGGACGGACGACCGGUAGAAGGCGAGCAACACAGCAAAAGUCAUUAUUAUACCUCUCUGGAAAUUCAAGACGGUACGAUCAAAAAUGUGAAACGAACUCACAUUUCUUAUUUACGGAGCGACAAGCCUUAUAAUAGACCUCUGAACAAGCCAACAUUUCAACAACAACCUGAUUUAGAGCUAAAAGCAUCCGGAGAAAGCCAUCUUAACCUCCUUCGCUGUGUUAAUCCGACUACUAAGAGAAGCAAAAGGUCUUCGGAAAAAGUUCAGUUGUCUUUGGAAAAUUUGAAGCAAGAUACCUUGAGUUAUGAUGGAAUACAUCGCUUAAAAUGGUCUUCGAUUGGUGAUCCCAAUAAACCGAGUCGUACAUUCUACGAGUUACUUCGAUGUUAUUCCGACCCUUCUGUCAAAGAAAGUGAAUUAUCCCAAUGUAUCAAGGAGUUUCAUUUUCUGGCGAAAACGGAUGACGAUAUUUUUGAAAACAUUGUGAACUUGACGUUGGAACGGUCUCAUUUAAAUUUCUCUACUUGGUCAGGGCUAGUUGGGGCUGUUGUUGUCCGAGGAGAUUAUAAAACCCAGACGAUUUUAAGCCGAGCAAUUUUACUUGAGGCACCGCGGCCACUUUCGGACAAGGAACAUGCAAAGCUUCUGGAGGCGGUAUUCUUUAUCCCUGCAGGGCCUUUGUAUCCAGAAUUGUUACAAGCUCUGUUGUCCCUUCUUAAGAAUUCUAGUAAGAGCGAUGAGAUCACUGUUCGCGCUAUGUUAGUGAUUUCAGGUUUAGUGCGCAAGUGCCACGACGCUGGUUUCAAUAGAUCGCUGUCAGAAAGCGUCGCGCAAUAUCUGCACCAAAGUUUCAAGACACAUCCAGCAAGAUUCCAUGACGAAGAAAGCCAGUCACACGAAGGGUAUAUAUGGAGUCAUGUAUGUGCUUUCGGAAAUUUAGGUCACAUUUCAUCUCUUAACUUGAUAACCAGAUAUUUGGAUCAUGAUAGCUCCGGUAUUCGAUAUUUUGCAGUUUCGGCAUUAAGAAAACUCCCAACACAGUACACUGACAGCCACUUACUGCGAAUGCUUCGAAAUGACGAACACGUAACGGUUAAAGCAGGAGUGAUUGAGGUGUUCAUAGAACGGCGUCAGAACCUUACCAACGAAUUGCGCGAUGCUAUCGAAGACGCUCUGUGGAUAUCUGAAGAAGGUGACGAACUAGACUCUAAGAUUACUGAAUUUCUAGAAAACCAUAACGAUAAAUCUCAUCACGUAAUAAAAAAGUUACGAAAACGGAGGUCCAUUAUUCGGCGAAAGAAAAGGGCACUUAUUCCAGCAUUAAAGCCUAGAGAAUUUUCUUUAGGAAUACAGAAGGAAUGGCAAAAAUCAUUUGGGGGUAGUCAAGCUGGUGCGGAAGCCAUCAUGCGAUUCGCAAACCACGUGACACUAAAAAUCGGAAUUUUUGGUGGGCGUUUUGAAGUAAACUUGGAUAAUUUGGCGCACUUUCGGGCUCACGUACUCAAAUGGAGUUUUGACAUAGUCAAUGGAAAAGCGGCAUUCAAGAUGGGUGCAGGAUUUAAGAACGACAUUCCUAAAGAUUUACUUCACACAAUCGCCGAUACUGCCGAUAGUAUUCUAGCCAAGAUUGAUGGAAUUUCAAGUAUUUUUACCCAGCAUAUUCAAAGAUUUCUUGACAAACUGAAGAAGUUUCUACCAUUUAUUCCUGAUAUCUUCGUGAAAUUUAUUUCUGACACUGUCAAAUUUCUUACCCGCACAAUUCAAGUUUCACGCUUUGGAAAAUUCUUUAAUGGAAUUGUAAGAAAUCUUCGAAGUGCGUGGCGUGCAAGUAAAUUUUGGUUACAAAUUGGUGAUUUGGUCAGGAAGCUUUACGUAAACCUUUCUAAUAUAAAUCUAUCGACAGGAUCCUUUGGAGGAGCAUUUGAUUUUCUCAACAAUCUUGUAGAUAUUCUCUCAAGAUUGGGGAUUAGGCUUCCACGAAAUUUUCCUGUAAAUUUCAACAUUAAGGAAUUAUUGACACACAUUAAUGGGCCAUUUCACUCGACUAGUGAUGCCGUAGAGGAUUAUUUUGAAAAGUUAGGUUUCAAUGUUCCGAAAAAUUUUUUUAAAAUGUUUCAUUUUAAUUUUACGCUUAACUUCAUUCCGACCUUGGACAGGUUUAAGAUUUCAACGUUGCGUUUGGCACAUUUUGGAAACAGUUUCCUGGAAAUGCUUUCUGUUUUUCGAGAUAUGUUUAAUAUCGAGCUACCACGACUUUAUCUCCCGGAAUUCAAAGUGGAUGUGAAUAAUAAGAAAGUAAACAAAUUCGACUUUGGUUUGCCUUUUGAUUGGAGAAUAACAUUCAACUUUACGAUUGACUUUUCGGGCCCUGGCUAUUCAAAAUUUCGAAUUUUAUUUCGCUAUAUAACUGACGUUUUUCGAAGUUUAAGUAAUCCUAAUGUAAACUUCGAGCAAUUCUUUAUUGAAAUCCUACCAAAAUUCAAAAUCGAGUUCAAGUCUAAAGAGCUUUUCUGGGAUGAAGACGAUUCCAACAUAGCACAAUGGUUUCAAAUCGUUGUUAAAUUCUUUCACAAUCUUCUAAACCAAUUCGAUUCAAAACUGUUCGACGUUAGCAACACUGUCAACUUUUUAGAUGAACUAUCAACGAUCACUGGAGUCUUCUCAAAAGGAGCACUCGCAAAUGUUUGCAAAUUGCAAGACUUCAUCUUAAAAUCAGCAGGAAAGUUGGAAAUCUUUGGAGAAACCCUUGAAAAAGACAUGAUUCCGGGAAUCAGAAAUGUUAGGAAUGAAGCCCAGCAGGCUAUAGGAGAAGUUAUUAACAUCACUUUGUUUGUGGACGAGUUUAUUGACGAACUAAAGCAAAAUGUAGCAAGUACUGCCAGGACCUUUGUUGAGCAAUAUUUAACCGCAUUGGAAGGCUCCUUGGAAAAUGUGAAAGAACUUGCAGAUAUUGCUGUAGCGUUUUCGUUGAAGUCAGCAGACAAAUUGACCGGAAUUUGUCAGACGGCUGCGAACAUAUCUGGUGAUAUCUUGGAUGAAAUUCAGUCCGCAGCACAGAACGCCGUCAACGAAAUAGCUGAUUUUGUUACUUCUAACUCGGAAGGAUUUGUUGUUUUUAUUGAUCAAUUUGAAGCAGUUGUAAAAAACCUGGAAAAAUGGCACCAGGAAAAUUUAGCGAAGCACUUGGGUAAGGUUGCAAUUGUGAGUCAAACCAUCGAUGAGUUCUUAUCAUUAAUCAAAACCGAAAACAACGUUUUCUCCAACAUUCAUAACGUUUUCAAGAAUAUAAACAAUGUCAUUCAACACCUGAACAAUUUACCCACGCAUGCACAGAAAGCGUACGGUUUUGCAGAUACGAUUAGAGAUUUUGCAACAAAUGCGAAUCGUUGGGAAAUCGAAUUUCAGAAACUUAACAUCCGACAGCGAUUUAAUUUGGACUUCGAUAAAAAGUUACGGAACCUUUGCGAUCAAUUUCAUUCUUUUGCCGAAGAUACCAUCAAACAAUUUCAGGGCGACAAUCUAUUUAAAACUUUCCGUGAAUUUGUUACAAAGCAAACUGAUUCUCUUAUCUCGCAAUCUGUUAACAAAUUAGAUUUUUUGAAAACACCGCUUGAGGAAGGUCGAAGAUAUCUAGAAGAAAUGUCGACCUCAGUUGAAGAAAUUGAAGCGGUUUUAUUGGAAUUGCGACCUUUUUCUAAAAAUUUUUCCCCCGUGUUGCAAGAAAUCCGCCAGUUACCAACUUGUUCCGACAUUUAUUUUACCUUCGAUCAGAUAAUCGCAAGUUGUGGGAAAGAAGCAAUAUCAUUCGGGAAAGAGGCCUACCAAGAUUAUACCACCAUGAAAUCUGAAAUGAAAGCGUUUUUGGAACUGUUGCCAGACGAAUGGGAAAGUUUGAGUUCACAAAAAUGUAUUUCUGGAGGAACGUGUUUGUAUAACUCAUUGAAAAAGCAAGCUCAAAGUGUUUCAAAUAAAAUGGAGAAACUUAAAAAUAAGUUCGAUGACUUUAACUUUGACGAUAAACUGGAAACCUGUAAGGAGAGUGUGGAAGAAGUAUCACGAAUUUUCGAAAAGAUAAAGAAUAUUUCAAUAUUGGUCAAGGAAUUUUCAUUUAAAGAAGAAAUCAUAAAGAUUAAGGAUUUGUCUGGAAGAAUCACGGGCAAGUUUUUUGGCAAAGACGACGGGCAUAAAAUUCAAGUAGGUUAUAUACAUUGUUUUCAUUUGUAAAGAUGCUCUGCGACAGUGUAGUUGGCAACCCAUUAUAAUAAUAAUAAUAAUAAUAAUAAUAAUAAUAAUACUUAAUAUUUGUUAAUAUUGGGCAAUUAACAUGUUAUAGUAUAUGAUCAAAUGCGCAUCACAAAACAUAAUUACACUAAUUAAAAAUUAUUCUAUGCUGAAUGGUUACUAACUAAAAAUAUAAACAAGGUUAUAUAGAUUAUAUGUUACAUGAAGUAUUUACAUUAAAGGCUUCUUCAAAAUAAUAAGUCUUAACUAAUUUCUUGAAAAUACUAAAGUCAUGCAGAUUAUUACAUGCAUGAGUGUCUCUCUUCGGUAUUGCUUGUUCGUUUUUAGGCUUGGCUCUAUUUUCUGGUUUGGCUCAAUCACUAGCCAAAAUCAAUAACGAAAUUUUAGUAAGACAACGGCAAGAGCAGAUAAACAAAUAAUAUAAUUGUUAAAAGCGGACACACUAAACUCCAGAUGUAUUGGAAAUAGUUUGUUUAUUUGUUUGUUUGUUUAAAAAAUUUAUUAUGUUAAAUCACAUGACGCACUUCAGUCAUUAAAAUAUUUGUUUUUCGUACCUAGGUUAAAAGACGCUCUGCUGAACAGUCUGUUACGAUAGAGAAAAGUGUGGCCGAGCACACAAGAAAAGCUGACAAAACUCAAGAAAUGAUUAAGACAUUGGUCGAAGAGGUUUUCACUGGUUUGGAAAAAGUAUCUCGUGACAACAUUGAGCCUUUCCAAACAAAACUUGAGAAUGUACAGCAACAACUUAACGUUUCGUUCCAGUUGGGAAAAAAUUCCGCAGUUAUAGGUCCAAUUCUACAACCGCUGCAAUCAGUUGUUGAAACUAUGAUAGGCUUCAUCCAAUCGUGCGAUAACAUAGUUGAACCACUAAAAGCUACGAUUUUGGAUGUCCUUUUUAAAACAUUGGAUUUCACUGAAGGUUUUGAAGAAAAACUGAAACACUAUGGCGAAACUGUAACAAAGGUGUCGGAGGAAGUGAAUGAACUCAUUGACAAGGUUACGUUAUUCCUUAAUACAGUACAGUUACGUCAAAAAGGACUGGAUAUCCGGGAGUACAAAAAGUGGGAUCAGUAUCAACACUGUUCUGCUGAAGUUUGCCUAAGAUUAAUACGAAGAUCUUCAGCUCUUUAUCUUGGCACGACAUUCUUGUGGAAAUAUCCGCACUUGGACGAUUUAUCAUCGACGUCGUUGUCAAAAACUGGAAAAUGGCUUGUACCGGGACUCUUUGAUGAUUACAAGAUUCGCGGUAUAGCUCAAUUGUCAAAAAAUGAAAUGCUACUGGGAAUGCGUGGUGUCGCAGCUAAUGCAGAAAAAGCUUCAUUGUUAGUAGUGGUUGACGUAACAUCUUCAAACAGCGAAAUCCUUAAAAUUGUUCAAUUGGAAAAGGAUGGUGUGCCUUUUCGAAGCGACAUGGGCGGUGUAGUCGUUGUUAAGUCGCUCAUCUGGAUAAGUAGUGGUGAAAGUCUUUACAGUGUUCGCUUAUCGGAUAUACGUAAUACCAUGUCUUCAAAACGUCCUUCAACAAUUAGCAUUACUAAGGCAGAAUCUCUUCAAUAUGAAGUCAUAUCAGUUUCAUACGAUGACCGUGACAAUGAAAUGUGGGUUCUGGAAAGCAAUAAAGCGCACAGCUAUGACAUCGGCACGUUUGGAGGUAUAUUGGGAGAGAAAAAUUCUGUAGAUUUUGCUAAGGAUGAACGUACUCGUGGAUUUACCAUUGUGCGACAGUUUGGUAUCAAAUACGCAUGCGUAGCCAAGUGUUCUUUAAUUGCAGGUUAUCAGUGCAGAUUGGAAUUCCAUAAAAUCGACGCGACGCCGGCAGUCCUUGACGAGUCAAGUAUUCUAAGAGUCGUUCGAACACCUACGGGUCUCGAGGCGAUUCAAACAGUUGGCACAGAGCACGUUGUCGCGGCGUUUUCCAGCGGAACAUUCUCGGAAAAGGACAGAAUUCAGAAAAUUGGGGGAGAUUUCGAAGACCGAUAUUUUAAAUUUAAUGUACCAAUUCUAAAAACAAACUUUUCAGUAACCGAGAAUUGUCUUUACUUCAAAGUGGGUUUGAAUUGGUUAAUCCCUCGACAGCCUUUAUUUCCAUUCCGUAAUAUGAUAUGCGGUACCCGUAGGAAGCGAAGUGCUCUAGAAAAAGCUCUGAAUAAGGAUGUAUACACAGAAGAAUUGGAAAAACAUCACAGAACCAGACGUCAAACGACGGAAGAAAUAGCUUGUAUUUGGAACAUUGAAGGAAAACCUUUUACUGGUAAUUAUGAUAUUUAGCAUAAAUUUUGCAUAUCAAAUAAGCUUUCGCGCGUUCAGAUUGGCUAGUUGACUAGUAAAUCUGACGCAUUAUUUACUAGCAGACAAGUAUAAAUGCUUUUCAAAAAGAAUGAUUCGGCAAAUUUGCCGGUUUCAAAAUCGACAAAAGAUUGAAAAAAAAUUGAAAACAAUCGUCCCCAGAAAACAAAAUUAAGAAGCACAAAAUGUUGUAUUUAGCUUGAAAGGUAGGAUUCCUUUAUUAUAUUACUGUGCCAAACAUGUUCACGAACAAUUUAAAACUUAUUUAAAACCGGAGUUUUUGUUUUCAAACAAAUAGCAAAAAGUAUCCUGACUGUUGGGAAAAACUUUGCUGAGAUAUUCUUUUAAAUAAUUAAAUCCAUUUUUUUUUGCAUCCUAAAAAAGUAGAUUUCUCAAUUUGUACGAUACUGUUUCUUUUGGUAUGUCAUGUUUUCAUUGUUGUGUAUGGCGUUCUGACCGCUGUAUAGUGCUUUCGAAACUUGUAAAGUGGAAAGUGUAUUAAAACUUUAUUUCGAACAAUAUAGGGUUUCACAUUUCAUUUUACCAAAUUUCUCAGCUAUUUCCUGAAAAAAUUAAUGCUAAACAGAAACUAUUUUUUAAUUCUAAUUCAGGUGAAAAAGUCAUUCCGUUAUUGUGUUUAUAUUCUAAGCAGAAAUCGAGAAAAACAACUUUGUAAUAAAGAAAUAAAGUCACACAAGAAUUGGAAGCCAUUGUGAAAACGUGUGCGUGCAAGAAACACUGCAACUCUGUUAGUGAAAAUAUUAAUUGUGAACAGACCAAAAACAGUUUUAUUUCUGAAUUUUAAUUGAACUGAUAUUUGGCCGAUAUUUUGCUUUAUUCAUUAAAAAUUUAUAUUCAAAGAAUUAUUCGCCUCCGGCUCUGUGAUUACGGUGAAUAUUCAACUUGACUUCGUCUCGGUGAAUAUUCACCGGUAAUCACUUCGCCUUCGGCGAAUAAUUGUUAAAUAUUUUUGAUUAUUUUUGAAUUAUUAAAUUUAAACAAGCUUUAUGAAACGAUGCAAGAGCGCUGUUUUGGUAAGUAGUUUUUUAAGUGUCCAUAAGAAUUCUGUUUGUCGAAGUUGAUGAAAGGAUCACUAAAGUCGGACAAAAACCCAAAUACUUUGUUUUACGAAGUAAAAGCUGAAUUAUAUUUUGUUAGAACAAGUUAGUGACUUAGAGACUGCGUGAGAUUACCGUAAGAUUGAAAACUAAAAACGACGUUGAAGAUAAUCGCACUGAGUUUCUGAGUUUCUAUGUUGAAAUAGUUUUUCAAGAUCAAAUACUUUGAAAACUUGUAGACGAAAAACAGGGAGAGAAAGUUAAAUGUUCAAGUUAAGAUGUUUAAAAGCCACUAAAGUGCCUCAAACAAGCAUAUCUGCAUAUCCCUAAUCAAAAUAAUAUUGACAUGAAGAGUUUCGUCAGUUUGUUAGUAAUCUUAGUCUAAUCUAGUCGUAGUUUGUUCGGAAUCAUAAGCCUUGGUAUUUAUUCGUAAUUGGUGAGCUUAAGCAAGCGACGUUUUUGUCAAUACGGACCUCGAAAAUUCGUAUAACUAAUUUUGACGGUAGUUUGCAUAUAGCACUUUUGUAAGAAAACAAAAAAAUAGGUACAGCACGCGUACAUGUAUCUGCGAAAAAACUUGAUUCACAUUUUGUAUUUUCUUGACAGAAACUGAAUAAUGAAGAUGGCAUGGGACAAUUUAAAUAUUUCAUCACUUAUUAUAAUAGCAGAUAAGAUUUAAAACAGGGCUGUACACAGCGGGGAGGGCAGCAGGGCAAGUGCUCCCCCCCCCACCCCCGCACCGAGAAAAUUUAACUAACUUUAUAAUGUGAUUAUGAUUGUAACAGAUAAUUAUGCAGUUAGGAAAUAAAAAUUUCAUGCAAACAUGCAUAUUCAAAGUGUCUAUGCAGCCGGCUAUUUUUUAUACUGUCACCUGUCAAUUCAAUCCAUACUCAUCAAAUUUUCAAAACUUUAUUGUAAUCAUAUGAAGCAAAAGUUAUGUCACUUGUUGUUUACACUUGCCAAUGUUAACUGUUGAGUAGCAUACACAAAAUAUUUGGUGAACAUGUCGAAGACCACUGAAUGUUUUGAAGGUUUUGAGUGAAGUAUAUAAUUAAAUUCCACUUCUGUGCGCAGUUAAUGAUAUAACACACUGUUCGGUUUAACACGUACAGCACAUUCACACAAAAACAAUUGUGUUGUGGGAGAUUAUCGGUUUGAGUAGAAGGUAUCACAAGUUUAGUUUUGUACAUUGUGUGCCAUUGAUCAAAUCCACCAUAUAAUAUAUGAUUACUCAUUGUAGCUGUUAAGUUAUUUUCCAUACUGAUGAAUUUAGGUAAGAUUGUCUUGCAAGUUGGUUGUUCUGACAAAAUUAUCCAGCCAAUAUCCAGUACAUUUACUCUUCAUUCUUGUAUUAAUCUCUAAAGAAAAAUAUUUAUGUUAGAAAGCAAAAUGACAAUGUAAUGAGGCUCGGGAGGGUGAAGAUUCUUUUAUUUGAAAAUGUUUGUAAAAAUUUUGUUUAAUUAACUCUAAUGUGUAAAACCAAAUAAAAUGUAUAAGUAUUUUAACUGAUUACAUCUUCAACCUUUGCCCUAACACUACAUUUGUUGACAGCUUUAUAGUUGGAGUGUUGUUUUGAACAGAGUUACGGAGUCAAUAUACAGAUAUACAGGACCAGGAUUUAAUUCAAUAUCUCCUGAGAACUGUCCAAUAGGUUCCUUUCAUAUUGUUAAUUGGCAAUAUUGCCUGCUAUGUUUUCACUAUUUAAAAUAUUACAGAAGUCACAGAAGGAUUGUUUUUAAUACUGUAUAAAUCUUUUUGUGAACUAUGUUGACAAAUGGCUUAAAAUAUCCUCGAAAAUAUUCAAUAUUUUAUACAGUGUAAUAUAUUAAUAGAAAAAUUCCAGAGUGCAUUCCAUGUAAACUCUACGCCGAAGAUACGUAUAUAGAUAGUAUAGUAAAUAUUUGCCGAACUGGCGAACUUAUGUAUUAUAAAAUAUGUGGGACAUAUAUUUGCACAAAUUUGGUAUUUAAAUAUAUAAUAUGUGGUAUUUGACUACUUACCAGAUGAGGAUAAGAUUCCAUGUUGAUAAAUAACUUCGGAAUAAUAUCGCAAGUAGAAUGGCGACAAAACAAGACAGUCAAUUCAAGAUAAUUAUAAAUUGAUAAAAAUAUCAAGAUAUUUUUGAAAGAAUAACACGAUUUAUACACGAGGCCUGACGAGGCUAAAGUAUGCCCGUUCGACGAGGCCUGACGAGGCUAAAGUAUGCCUGUAAACAAUUGAUGUAAACGAAUCGCUGAUUGGCUUAAAUUGGCUUAAAUUACAUAAGCUCGUCGCUGAAUGGCUAUGUGUUAACAUACGGUACGGUACGGUCACGUUUGCGAUAGCAUAUAUCUGCUUCGCAGAUACAAAAACUUUAGAAAUCUUAUGUUUUUCCAUAUGUGUUGAAGAUUACCACAAACUGACACCAACACAGUUUUUAAUCCAGUCCCUCCUUGGCACUCUGACGUCCGUACUGACAAGAACGUUGCUUAAGUUGGCCUUGGUAGUAUGCCUUCGCGUUUGUGAUGCACAUGUUUUGCGCAUUCUCUAAGGCACCGCAUUCCAAUGCUAUUACCUGGUUCAGUUGUAAAACGUAAGAUUUGUUUUCAGUUUGUGCAAGUUUGAAAAUUUUCGUCCAAAAGCCAAAAUCCCUAUCUUUCUCAAAACCUAAGGAAAUUGUUAAACUAGUAAUGGCUCACUGAAUUUAUACUACUUUGAGUUUCGUAAGUCAUAUUAAUGGAUAUUUAUAGUGUCUCUUAAUGUUUUUAUACAGGGUCUCUUCCAAUUGUUCCCGAAGUGGGCUUUACCGUUCCAGUAUUUGGCAUACCCGUGUACAUUUUCUUCGGAGCAGAUUUGUAUUACUACGCAAAUUUUAGAAUAUCAUUGUGUUUGCGAGACAGAGAAGUGCGUCUUGCUCUCAUACCUGGUGUGUGGCUUACUGUUUAUGCUGGGGCAAGUGUGCCAUUGAUAAUCGUAGAAGCUGGUAUUACUAUAGAGGCGACACUUUUGCAAACUUAUCUUAUCCCAGAACUAUCUAUACGUAUAGACAAAUGGCCAUUAAACGCUUGUAUACAGCUUAAAAUGCAAAUGACUCCCUUAAGUAUUCGUGUAUAUCUUUGGUAUCGCUUUAGACUUUGUGUUGAAAUGAGUUACAAGCCGUGGUUUUCGUUGCGUAUCUCAAUUAAUUGGUGCUCAAAAAAUACUUUUGCAGAAUGGACAUGGUCGUUGCGAUCUGUUCAUGCAACUUUAUUCGACAAUUGUGAAACCGACGUCGAUAAUACACGCCCUGGCGUAGGGGUAUGUGAUGCCAAACAGGUCGGUAAUAAAAAAUACAUCAUUCAAUGGCAAGGUUUUACCGAAGAUACGAAAAUUGAAGCUUACAUUGUUGCCAUCGGCUCAAUCGUUGGAUCUGGUGAUGACCAUUAUUCUAUACACGGAGUACGCCAAAGUCUUACAGUACCCGAUCUGGAAAUUAUGCAUGGCAGAUCUGUUUAUGUUGGUGUGUACGCAAUUAAUGGUGGUGGUCUGAAAAGUGAUGUCGCUCACUGUCCAGUAUUUACUGCCAAACGCAAAUCACCCGUUAUAACUUUCAUUAACGACGGGGAUUCUUCGACCGACAUUGAUUAUCAAAAGGAUGCCACCAGUCUUGCGAUAAAAUAUGGCUUUGUUGGAACACUUGCAGAUAUGUCUAGCAUUAAAUGGGGGAUCUCAUCAUCAGCAACUUGUACAUUUUCUGAAAGUGAAGCUGAUGUUCUUCCUUUGCAAAAUAUUGGUGAGAGUUAUACUAUUAAGAAGACGGGGCUAAAUCUGACAAGUGGAUCAAAGUUUUAUACCCGGAUAAUUGUCGUUAAUCAGUUAGAGCUAGCUACAGUGGCUUGCAGUGAUGGUGUAACCAUAGACACUACCCCACCAGUACCACGUAACUUCACAGUCGGAAAAGAGGGUACAAAAUUUAUCCCUUCUGUUCGUCGAAUUUCUGGGAAAUUUGAACGCUUUAUAGACAACGAGAGUCCUAUAGUUCACUACGAGUGGAAACUAAUUGACGAGAACGUUGGGAAGGAAGUGACAUCAUUCACAACAAUACCGUUGACACAAACGUCUCCAUUGCUUGAUGGCUUAAGUUUAACGUCUGGAGGAAGAUAUACCGCCGUACUGAAAGGCACAAAUGCUGCUGGCCUUUAUGCAGUUGUUAACGUUUCUGGCAUUAUUCCUGACGAUACGAUUCCAGUAUGCGAGGGGUUACCGCGUGACGUAAUUGGUUUCAACGAUGUUGUUGACAGAGAUUUUGUUUCCCGUCUUACUAAUCUCACAGCGAUGUUCUCCUGCUAUGAUGACGACAGCGGUAUCCAGUCGAUCCAAGCUGGCGUAGGAACAUACCCGGGCGGAGGAAACGUCCACUCAUUCGUCGAUAUAAGAGAUUUAUCACUAAAAGUGUCAGAAGACCUCAAGACCACGUGGGUCACAUUUGUUAAUGUUAACAUAACGAAACUGAGCAGGUAUCACGUCACAAUCAAAGUCCAAGACAUGGUAGGUUACCGAAGAACCAUUUCCUCAGACGGAAUACUCAUGGAUACAACAGCGCCCACAGUUUUAUCGACUUACAUCAGAGAUGGCCUGCAAGGGAUAGACAGAAAGUACAGCAAGGAAUUCGACGUAUUUCCAGCGCAUUGGGAAAACGCGUUUGCGGACACAGAAAGUGGAAUUGGGGAGUAUUUCGUAGGACUGGGAUCGAUUCCAGGUUUAGAUGACAAGUCAACGUUCAGAAGUUACAAUUUGAGUACGAAAGCUUCACUUCGUGGCAAUAGCCUUGAGAGUGGAGUGACGUAUUAUGUUACCGUCAUUGCAUGCAACAGAGUGGGUAUGUGUGUAAAUGGCAGCAGCAAUGGAGCAGUAGUAGAUUUUAUUCCACCACAUACUGGUUUAGUCAUAGCUGGUCAGAAAGGACCACCACUGGAAAUAACAUGGAUUAACAAAGCGGCAUGGGCUCGAUGGCAGUGGUGUACAGCAGAUAGAAGUAAACUUAGUGCUUCGUCUGAUACUUGCGACGUGUUAAGUUUCUAUGACGAACAUUCAGGAAUAAGGCGCUUUGGUUUAACUGUGCUUUCUUAUGACACAGCUAAAAUGCUAACACCGAUAAAAACCGUAGGUCGUGUUGUUUCCGGGGGAGUUCAUGUGGUGAUGCCAAACGGCGUGUUUUCUGUAGUUGUCGAGGCCGAAGAUCGUGCUGGAGGUAGCUCUAAUGCCAUAUCUAAAUCUUUCAUCAUUGAUACCACCCCUCCAAAGAUUGUCAAACUUUACCAUGGCAAGGAAAAUGAACAAAUUAUGUAUACUCGUGCGAAAGACUAUCUGUUCACGGCAUUCUUUGAAAUUACUGAAGAUAUUUCGGACGUUGUUUCGUACAGUGUUGGCGUGUCUACUUUUCCCGAAGGAGAUGACAUUAUAUCCUUCACGAAGUAUGAAAUCAAUGUCGUUGCAAACGUCAUUCGCGUUAAUUGGACAUCAACGGACGUAAAAUCUUUAAUAAACGGACGGAAGUAUUACAUAACAGUUAAAAGCGCAAAUGCUGCGGGAUUAUUUCUGAUUGUUUCAUCGCCACCUUUAGUAUUCGACAGCAAACCUCCAUUGGUAUCUCGCGUUUCUGAUGGUUGGGGUAUUCAGGAUUCUCAAUAUCAUCCAUUUGCAAAUACUUACCGCAUGCACUGGCACGUAGUUUCCGAUAUUUCUGGAAUCGAGAAAAUUGAAGUAUGCUUAAGUUCUAUUCUGGAUGAAAACAAUUGUAAUCUACAUCCCAAGGUAACAAUUUCUACAAAAGCACUGUCGCAUACGUUCACAAAUAUAUCCCUACACUCAGGCAUAUAUUGUUAUGCUUACCUUGGAAUAGAAGACAAAGCUGGUAACUAUGCCAACUUCUGGAGCAAUGGAGCAUUAACUGACACCAGUCCGCCUAGAAAAGGCACAGUAACAGACGGACAAGGAGGGAAUGAUAUAGAUUACCAGCUUGAAACAAAUAUUCUUUAUGCAAGUUGGUCAGGAUUUUCUGAAAGUGAAACUAUUAUUCAUCACUACGAGUUAGCAUUCGGCACAAGUCCAAAUGAUUCCAACGUUCAACCAUUCACAGAUGUUGGUUUAGUUACUUCAACAUCCAGCUCAAAUCUCUUAGUUUCAGAACUGAAGAAUGGUGUGGUAUGCUAUGCGCAAGUUGUCGCUUACAAUAUAUUGGGAAUUAGAAGCGAUGUUGCAAUCUCUGAUGGAGUCUUGAUUGAAAUUACGCCUCCUGUAUUUCUAUCGCCAGUAUCCGAUGGAACCGUAUUUGAAUUUGACUUUGAUUAUUCGAGAAAUUUAACGUCGUUGUCAGCAAACUGGAAAUGUGAAGACAAAGAUAGUGGGUUGAGACAGGUCUUUGUCGGAAUUGGCACACAACCUGGUAUACAAGAUAUUGCUAAGUAUCGUGCCGUAUUACCGUACCAAAACUCCUACAACUUUGAUGGCUUGAACCUGACAAAAGGCCUUAGGUAUUUUUCAUCAGUGAAAUGCGUAAACAACGUGGGUUUACAAACUUCAAUGUCUAGUGAUGGUAUUAUUAUUGAUUCUACCCCACCAAUAUUGAAAUAUGUGUACAUCGGCAAUAACCGUUAUCACGAUUCGCCUAGGACUAUUGGACUAGGUUCUUUCGUGACUGGGAACUGGAAAUUUAAAGACUUUGAAAGCAAUAUCGUUAGAUACACUGUUUCUAUCCACCACAUGCAAAAUAACACACGGGUCGUCGAUCCAUGGGUUUUUCCUGGACAUAAAAUCUCCGAAUUUUUCAAUCUAAGACCGAGCGACUUAACGCAUAAAGAACGCUACGUGCUUUCGGUCAUAGCUUUCAAUGGCGCAGAACUUAGUGCUACUGGUGUCAGCAACGCUUUUCUUGUUGACGGAACUGCACCUAUUUGUACAAGUAUAUAUGAUGCCACUCUAGACGGGGCUAGAACCAGCUUUAGCGGCCUAACUUCUAAGUUGUUUCUUUAUGCUAAUUGCAAGGAUGCAGAAACUGGAAUUUUUAAAUACGAGUUUGCCAUAAAAAACCUUAACACAUCCCAAUACGUUGUUCCUUUCCAUAGUGUGAAAACGAAUCCCGAUUUAGCAUCUCUCGUUGUCGUUGAUGGUCUUGGAAAACAACUCAUUAAACUUGAGCAGGGUGGCCACUACCAAACUGGUCUUCGGGUCACCAAUAACGUUAACCUUACCAGCCAGUACUGGUCCUCUGGUGUUACAAUUGAUACGACUGCCCCCACAUUUCGUAGCAUAAUAUCAUCAUACAACGUUCACGGCGACGCAUUGCAAGUUGUCUGGGAGCUUUUCGAUCAUGAGAGUGGUAUAAAAGCCCUGUACUGGUCUCUUAAUGCAUCUCCGAAUGUUGAAAAUCCUGAGAAUUUCACUGAAAUUUCACAAAAUGCUGCAGAACUCCUAAUUUCUGACAUAUCUUUCAAGCUUGGUGAAACGUACUAUGUUUAUCUUAAAGCCAUUAAUAGUGCUGGAAUAUCAACAUUGUCUGUGUCAAAUGGUGUGGUUGUUGAUCAAACUCCACCUUCAGCUGGCCGUGUGUCGGCAGACUUUGUGCUACCAGAAAAUUACGAUGGUAGUCCAAACAUGACCGACGGUGCUUCAUUUCCUGUCAGAUGGAGUGGCUUUAUCGAUCAAGAAAGUGGUAUGAGAUCGUACAAAUGGGCCGUAGGACUGGUUAAAGAAGAAACAAUUGCACUUGGUGACAAUUUUUUCACCGAUCUCCAGUUUACAGGCUCCACUAAUAGUUAUAUUAUUAAAGAUCAGACCAUACACACAGACACAAUAUACUAUAUAUGUAUAAGGGUGACAAAUGGAGCUGGACUGUCCACUACAAAUUGCUCAGAUGGAGUACGAGUUAAGCUUGGAAAGCUAACGCCUGGUGUGGUAUCCGACGGGCCUUUAGACCAAGAUAUUGAUUUUCAACUUGAUGAUAAAGCAUUAUGGCUUCAUUGGGCAGGAUUUGAAGACCCGGUAUAUGGACUAAAACAGUAUGCUUGGUGUUAUGGACUAUUUGCGAGCAUCGAGAACGACACGUUUAACUGUUUGAGUUCGCUAUCAUCUGUUAAUCCGCCACUUAAAGUUACCACGCACAGAUUUCACAACGUUUCCUUGCUACAUGGACAGCGUUAUAACGUUAAAGUCGAAGUGGUAAAUCAAAGAAACGAAAUCGUAUCCGCCAUCUCAGAUGGUUUUACAGUUGACCGUACAGCACCUAAUGCGGGGAUAUUGCAGAUUGCUGGUUCAAAAGGCACAAGGACAAUUUAUAUUACCGGGACUUCUGCCCCAAUCGUGUCAUGGUCUAUGUACGAAAGCGAAAGCGCGCUGCAGGAAUUUCAGUUUGGUAUCGGCACCUUUCCGAAUUGUGAUGAUUUGUUUUCCUUUAGCAAUCUUAAUGGAAGUACGUAUUUCCUGAAUCUGGAUGAAAUAAAUUUCAACCUAACUCACGGGCUUGUGUUCUACGUCACCGUACUUGGAGUGAAUGUUUUGAGACUCGAGACGAGAAUAAGUUCCCCGCAAAUAGUUGUUGAUUGGCUGCCACCAACGCCAAACGUCGUCCGUGAUGGUAAUGGAACGGAUGAUAUUGAUUUUCAGUUGGAUGUAGAACAUAUAUCGGCCAAUUGGAAUGAAUUUCCUGACGCAGAAAGUAACAUUGUGGAGUAUUUAUACUGUAUCGGGAAUAGACCAGGUAAAGAUCGAUUUGUGAACUUUAUGAAGUUUAUUCAACAUGGAUUCUCGUCACUAUAAUAAUUACAAAAUUCUCUUCCCACGCGUGUUAAAAUUAGAUUAAAAGUAAUAAGAAAAAAUAAACUAUAAAACUAAGACGUAGCUGUUGAAUAAAACCAAUUUACUAAAAAUAUUGGCUUCACAGUAUAGCAACUGAUUAUUUAAAUCAUGCUUUUGAAACAAGAAAAAUUUGUGCAUGCUUUUGAUGAGUCAUCCAAGGAAUUCCAGGCAACUGCUCCACUAUAGGCAAGACUAUUUGGUUUUGGAAUCCCUAAAUUUAAAAUACUACUUCUCACGUUGUAGUUAUGCAAUUCAUCCCUCCUAGUAAACUGGGAUGUCAGAUUGGAAGGUGCAUCAUUAUUACUACCUUAAAAAUCAACACUGUUUUAAAUUAUUUGCCUUCCAACCGUGAUCUAUUUUUUCCAAAACCUCAAUUGAGUAUUAGUUUCAAAGUCAGAGCGCUUUAUAAUCCUACCGGUGCGAUUUUGCAAUUUCUGAAGAUUUUCUCUAUAAAACAUUUACCACAACUGCUUUACAUUGGUUAACUCGGUGCAUGGCCAUGGUUUUGAUCAGAGUGACCAAAUUGUUCACGACAUGUAUUGAGCAUAUUGUAUAUCAGUAGCAAAUGCAUGUAAUGGAAACAUUCGGCAUUAUUUGCAUGCUUUCAUUUGUAGCCUAAUAUAAAAUACUAAAAUGAAAUUAAUACAAAUGUGAAGUUAAAAAUAUUCUCCCUCUUUAAUGUGUUUUGCCGUAUGUUUAUAUGCUUAGUUCAAAAUAAUAAAAUUUAAAUAUAUAUAUUAUUGACAUGCUUAUAUAAGCUAAUAAUAUACAUAAAGAUAUUACUCGACUGUGAUUGGUUGAUUUCAGUGCAGUUAAUCCCAAACAGCAGUGCAAUUUUCUGUUAUCACAGUGCAAAAAUCCGUAACAAACUGAUCUGAUUGGUGGAAAAACAUUGUGAUGAUUAAUUAAAUCAACCAAGCAGUUUAAAGCGAUUUAGUUUGAAGAAGUAACGGUCACAGAUUGCUUCAAAACAAAACAAAUUUGGCGCCGCGCUACACAAAGUAAAAGUUGCCUUCGCGUGGAAAAUAUGGCUUUUAUCUUUAUUUUUAAAUGGAAAAGCAUUUACCUUAAACAAGACUAACAAAAGUUAUAUAGUUGAGUGGAAUUUUCAAGCUGUUAGCGUUGUAUAAUGUGACAUAACAAAGCCAGGAAAACUUUUCCAGUGGAAUGUUCGCUAUAAACGCGUAAGAUAAAACUACAAUUGUCUCGAACAUUUUUUAUGUAAAUUAUUAAUAAGUAACAGCAUGGUUUCUCGUGAAUUUGGAUAAACAUGCACUCGUGAGUUUUUCAAAGAUCUCAAAUAUAUUUUGAGGUCUUUGAAAAACUCACUCGUGCUUGUUACAUCCAAAUUGCACUCGAAACCAUGCUAUUACCUGUACUUAUUAUAAGCUUACAUUUUGGGAAAUUUGCUAUUAAAUAUAUCUAUUUUGUAUGUAUUUAUUCUGUAGACUUUUGCAAUGUUCUAAACCGAACCUCUGCUGGCCUGGACUUACGUGCGGAAGCAGAAGUACAACUUCAACAUGGCCAAACCUAUUUUGUAACCGUAACCGCCAUUAAUAGUGCUGGGCUGUCAACAACUUCUUCGUCCAGCGGAGUAACAAUAGACACAUCUCCGCCUGUUGUCCAGGGUUUCUCAAUAAUGUCUUCGAUCACAAUUGAUCAAAGCACUACAAACGGAAACAUUACUUCUGACUUCAAUGUUAUUUCAACAAACCAGUGGCAGAUAUCCGGCACAUGGGAUUACAUCAUCGACGAAGAAAGCGAAAUAAAACGCGUAUCAGUAUGUGCAACCACGAUUAAGAACGACUGUGAUUUACUUACAUGGCUGGAUGUUGACCCCGACUCUUUAGUUUUCAGUCUUGAUUUUGAGAAGCCAUUGCAAUCUGGAACCGUCCUUAUGCUAAGACUUCUGGUUGAAAAUGGAGCUGGUUUGAAGAUAAUCAUGAAUUCAAAUAGCGUUCUUGUGGACAACAGUCCUCCUGUCAAAGGUUUAGUCAAAAUUGCCGGCAAAGAAGGUUUGGUUUUGUUGCAGGAAGGCCAUUCACUGUCUGCCUCAUGGUGGGGCUUUAAAGACUUUGAAACUGGUGUUAAGGAAUAUGAGUGGAAAAUUUGUUUUGCAAGCAAACUUUCUGACUGUGUUACUGAGUUUGUAAGUGUUGGUUUGAAGAAUAGCGUUGCUGUAGGUGAUAUAGGGAUCCACCAUGGCAAAGAAUACAAAUUUGUGGUCAAAGCUGUAAAUUUUGCAGAACUACAAACUGAAUCAGUUUCAAAUUCGUUUAUUAUUGACAAAACUGCUCCAGAAACAGGCAGAGUAUUCACUGGACCAAACCCAUCUGAAGACAAGCAUUAUCAAAGUUCACCCAGAGACAUUUCUACCAGUUGGAAAGGUUUUCAAGACAAAGAAAGUGGAAUUUCUCGCUAUGAAAUCUGCAUCGGUUCAUUUCCGGGUUUUUGCGAUGUUUUGCAGUUCAAGAACGUUGGCUUGGCUACCAGUACGAUUGUGAACAAUUUAAAUCUUACUCACAAUACCACAUACUAUAGCACGGUACGUGCUAGAAAUAAAGCUGGUCAGACCGGGUUUGCUUCAUCAAAUGGAAUUAUUAUAGACCUUACGCCACCAAUUGGUACUAUUCUUCGAGACGGCGAGGAUUUCGACACAGACGUUUCGGUACAGGACAUAUUUGUUAGCAUCAACUGGGAUGAAUUUCACGAUCCAGAGUCUGGAAUUUCAAAAUAUGUCGUUUGCGCAGGAACCGUUAUGGGAGCGUGUGAUUUAGUCUCUCCGAUCACGGUGAACAAUGGCCUUGCAGCAAAACUGAAUGUUAAGCCAGCAAUUAGUUCAGGAACUGUAGUGUACUCGACUUUGUGGGCAUAUAACAAAGCUGGUCGAGCGACAGAAGUAUAUUCGGAUGGAGUGCUGGUGGAUACUACGCCACCUAAUGCAGGCAAUGUAAGUAUUAACUACCAAGACUUACAUACAGAAUUUGUUUGAAAGCAAAAGUUAAUGCGACUAAUUCUAUUCUAUUCACUUGUUGGUAUCGUAUUAACCCUUUCUGGUGUUUUAAUUUAAGGAUGUUUGCAUUCCUUUUAGUCUCGGAAAAGUAGUAGAAAUAUUAUGGCUAACUUUUGAAAAUAUUAAUACUAGUACUUUCUCAACGGGUAAGUGGAAAGAUUGAAAACGUAACAUGUAACAUUAAAAAUUUAAUGUGUUUUAAUUCGUUAAUUUAAGUAUAGCAAAUUUGCAUAUUCAUAUACCAAACGUCAAAACCAUACAUAAAUAUAGCAUUAUAAUUAUAAUUAUAUAAUGCCUGAAAUAACUUAAAUCGUGGUUGAAAUAUAACCGUUACAUGCAAUUUACCUUGGUUCUUUGAAGGCAAUUCGCAAUCGAAGCACGGUUUUAGUUAAGCCUCAAUAAGAAUAAUAAGAAGAAUUGAACCAUGUCGAAAUAUAUUUUCAGGUUGAAAUUACGUCACCAAGUACGAUAGGUAGCAACGCAAUAUACCUUAGGAGCAAAGAAUCUUUGUGCGCAUCAUGGAAUACUUUCAAUGAAACUGAAACUGCUAUUAUAAGCUACCACUUUUCUUUGUGCCCGAAAGUGAAGAGGGACAACUGUCCUAUUCCGCGUCGAAAUCUCAACAACAAAACAUCCAUAUGUAUUGAAGAACCGCCUGUUACCGAAGGAGAAAUUUAUACCGUUGUUAUUACAGCAACUAACGAAGUUGGACUCAGUUCCACUUCUAAAUCCUCAAAUUUCGUUGUCGACACAACGGAGCCAGAUGUUGGUGAAGUUAUUGCAUCGAAUCCAUUGGGAGAAAAAUAUAGUUUUAUCUCGUCGAGCAUAUUAGCACGCUGGAAAAGGUUUUCGGACAAAGAAAGUGGCAUUUUAGAAUAUCUUAUCUGUAUUGGAAGGGAACCUCGUUUGUGUGAUUUAAAAGAGCCGAUUUCUGUCGGCACAGCGUCACAGUACACUUGGUAUAAUUUGAGUUUAGUCAAUACUGAAGAGUAUUUUGUUUCCAUAAAGAGUGUAAACAAUGCUGGUCUUUUCACGGAUUAUAUUGCCUCAGACCCAUUUACAGUGGACAGAACAGGUACAUGUAUGUUUUACUAUCUAGACUUGAUUAUCUGAUCAUUUUCAAAUCAUGGUCAUAUGCAGAAAUAGUGUUAACUGCUUAAUAACCGAGAGUAAGCAUAAGUACUGUAAAUUACCAAAUUGAGGCGAAUACAGCGUAUCCACAGUUUGAUAUUAUAUCCACAGCCCACCGGGCACACAACGUUGUUUCAACGUUGAAAUUUGGUAGAAAAAAGGUUGCGACGUCGACAAACGAAUAUCUACGUUGCUCUGACGUUGUUUUACAAACAUUGGUUCAACAGCAGCCAACCGACGUUGAAUUAACGUUCAUUCAUGGUUAAAUGUACGACGUCGAUUUGUGAACCAAUCUCAACGUUGUUUUAACGUGGAUUCAACGUUGAAUUAUGGUUGACGAGAUUGGCAACCUAAUUUCAACGUUGUUUCAACGUCGAAACAGUAACGUUUAUCCAAUUUGCAUAGUCAACCCUUUUUCAACGUCUAUCCAACGUCUGGAAGGUCAUUUCCAACGUUGAUUCAACGUUGGAUAAACGUCAUUUUGCCCGCUGGCAUUCGUCAUUUCACUACUGGCAGCUGACGUUCUUUUUCAAAAACGAAAGGCAAACAAAAAAAUACGAAUGUAGCGAUAUUUUAAUAGCAUCUUUUGUUUUCUUGCAGCUCCUUUUCCAGGUGAAAUUUUCGAUGGUUCCGAAAGUGGUGAAGAUAUUGACUAUCAACAAAAUCGGGACCAGCUAUCUGCUUCUUGGUUUAAAGUUGAAGACCCAGAAAGUGACAUCGUGACGCUUAGUUGGUGUAUCGGAUCAGGGCCUGGAUCAUGUGAUCGAAUAGAAACCACGUUGAUCGAUAUUAAUGCCACCAAAAUUUCUUCAUUCCUCCAGCAACCUGCCGCAGACGGGAAUAAAUAUUACGUCACGUUGACUGCAGUGAAUAGCGCUGGAUUGAGUACCACUAUGGUCUCUGACGGAGUAACAAUUGAUUACACAUCACCUAGUCCUGGAAUUAUUGUUGUUGGUCAGAAUAACAAUACGGAUUACGUUAGAAGUGGCGAUACAAUCUAUGCUCACUGGUCAGGAUUUGAAGAUACAAUGAGCGAUAUUAGGUCAUACAUGUUUGCAUUGUGCGAAAAUAAAAAUAUAUCAACAUGCGCAAUGGAGUUUACAAAUGUUGGUCUUCAAACUAAUAUAACUUUAUCAG